Marchantia polymorpha subsp. ruderalis is the source of this 810-nucleotide messenger RNA. Lineage: Eukaryota; Viridiplantae; Streptophyta; Marchantiopsida; Marchantiales; Marchantiaceae. The record is from the annotation of a GenBank genome assembly.
UUAGUAGUAUAUGUCCUGUACUUGACCUUCAAGACUGCAAUGGGGUACCACGGCCUGAAUGCUUCAAAGCCUGAUGACGGUGACAGGAACAUGGUUCGAGAUCCUUCAGUGGAACGUUCCUGUGCAUUCUUACAUCAAUCGUAUCGACCUCUAUUCUAUGAGCUCGUGGCAGGACUCAACCUCUGAUCAGAUCAAACUGUAUGGACGUCAAGAUGCGAGAUUCCAAAGGACGGUCGGUAGCCAGCACCGAUAUAAUUGGAAUCCAGGUGAAAAGUUGAUCUCUUUAUGAUCGAUGUGACAGUUGCACUGCUGUAAUCUUGUAGAUAUUGUCGAGAAGGCCGGGAGGAAUGCUAAGGGAAUUUCAGAUCUGGCUAUGCGGCGGCCAACAAGUUGUACAACGAACGAAGGGGCAUAGGACUACUCUUGGAAUUGAUUGCUUCGAAUUAGUAUCGAUCAUCCAGAUUAGUUCUUCGUUGCCAGCAACGAUCUUUUGCUAUCCACUUAGUUGUGAAUUCUCUGCUAGCUUGACACGUGCACUGAGAUGUUUCUGACAUGGCAGAAUCUCGAGUGAGGUUUUCCAAGGCCAUCCAAUUCGAUUGACAUUCGAAGUAUGUAGGAUCCCUCAGAGCUUCUCUAUCUCUUGACCUCUAUUCAAAGCCCUUCCCUCAACAUCGAUCAGCGGUUUUAGAUGACUGACUGAGUAAUUUUGAGUGGGCUUCAUUCAGAAGAGUGACCUUUCUGUCCUGAUGGUUACGUUAAUACAAAGCUUUCUCUGCAGUAUCUUCGUGCCGAUUGAAUGCUUAUGUAAGA